GUGCACGUAUGUGUGUAAGUGCGCGCGCGAGCUCGCGAGCGGAGGAGUUUGAGAGCCCCGUGACACUAAUAGGACUGCGUGUGUCUCCUCCUCGUCUUCUUCUUCUUCUUGUUAGCUUUUAGUUAUCCUUCAUAUGAGCUCAGAUACCAGAAUGAGCUCCCGCCUGACAGGACUAUAACGGAUCCGAACAAAAAGAAGCCCCCUAAAUAUUGGAGACAGGGGUUUCAGUGCUGUGACGAAAUAGAAGAUGCAGCGCAAGUAAAUCCCGAUACACCUUUUAUAUUAGCCUUUUUUUUUCUUUUCUUCAAAGGACAAGUACAGCGGUGAAGUUGUAUUUCUUGGAAGGUUUUUGUUGCGGAAGCCGUUUAUCAGUUGAAUGUGAGCAUCAACGUAACCCACGGGCUCGGUGAAGGUUGAUUCAUCUGUGGACAUGUGCCGCCCAUACCCGAUCGUUGUUCUCCUCGGCUUAGCGACACUCCUGGCUCGUGUCCUCCUGGCACACGAAUGCUCACCUUGUGAAACCCGGACGUGCCCUCCGCUAACUUCGCUUGGCUGCCUGGCUGGUCGCUCCUUGGCACGGGACCCGUGCGGAUGCUGCGAGCGCUGCGCCGGGCUGCAGGGGGAGUCGUGCGGAGGCAAGGACUGGGAGGUCGGGAUUUGCGAGGAGGGACUGAACUGUGAAACGGCUGAUGGGACGGGACCGGUGAAGCCGCCUGAUCGAGGACUGUGCAAAGGUAAGCUGAAGUGUUCUGAUGUCAAGUGUCCUGAUCAGCUAAAAGCUGACUGCCCAGCAGACUCUAUUCUUAGGCAGGAUUUAGUCUCAGAGAACAGCUGCUGCCCAACAGCCUCUCAGCAAUGUGUGUGUGACCAAGAAGCAUGCGUGAAGAAGACCUGUCCGGAAGGAUUCCUUUUGAUUCUGAUGUCUGAGGGCAAAGGAACACCUGGAGAAUGCUGCGAUGUUUACGAGUGUCAGAGAGUAUCCACCAAGUGUUUUCAUGAUGGGAAAGUAUAUGGAGACAGGGAAGUAUACCGAAUGGACACAUGCUGGUUGUGCCAGUGUCGACAGGGAAUAUCGUUCUGCUCCAAGGUGGAGUGUGCAGAGUUGGAGUGUGACAGCUUCUACAUCCCAGAUGGAGAGUGUUGUCCAGUCUGUAAAGAUAUAGAACUCCUUCAUCUUGGCAGUGGAGGUGCCAGUUGCUGGGCAGGCAACACCCUCCGACAGCAUGAAGAGCAGUGGAAGGAGGAUGAUUGUACCUUCUGCCAGUGUGUCAGUGGUGACCCCCACUGUACUGCCAUGUCCUGCAAACAGAGCUGCCAGAAUCCGGUGAAGAUUCCUGGAGAAUGCUGCCCUUUCUGUGAAGAGCCUACGUAUCAAACGGUCAGUCCAGUCCUAUGUCCGAAAUUGGAGAACUGCUCUCUUUCUGAAAAAGACUGCCCAUUUGGUUUUGUUCAGGACAGAAAUGGUUGUCUUCUGUGCCACUGUCUAUCAAAUGACUCUUGUCCUGAUUUGACUACCUACUGCUCGCUUCAGUGCCCCACUGGCUAUGAGGUGGACGACUAUGGCUGUCAAGUUUGUGAAUGUGUAUCGCAGAUCCUGAAGUGCCGCCCAGUCUCUUGUGGUAAAACCUGCCCUCAUGGAUAUGUAAAGAACAAACACGGCUGUGAGAUGUGCCGUUGUGUGAAAUGUCCUCCGUUUACCUGCGGCAAGGAAUGUCCAGAGGGCUACAAGCAGAACAGAAAAGGCUGCUCUGUCUGUGCCUGUAAAGAGACUGGUGAAAUCCUAACAACAACACCACCAUUAGCUCCAAAGAUCAGCUACUGCCUCACUACAUCAGGCCAUCGCUACAAAGAAGGAGAGAGCUGGCAUGACGGCUGCCGGGACUGCUACUGCCACGCUGGUCAUGAGAUGUGUGUACUGAUUACCUGUCUGGUCCCAAACUGCUCUCAUCCCAUGGUUCGAGAAGAACAGUGCUGUCCAAGCUGUGAAGAUGACUCUGGAAGUGGGCACCCUGAAACCCCUGAUCUGGUGGUGUGUAGAGCACCUGGUGGGGAGCUGUACGUGGAAGGAGAGACUUGGCAGUUGGACACUUGCACUCGCUGCACGUGCCGCCAGGGUCGGGUUCUGUGUGACACUGAGGUGUGCCCGCCGGUGUUGUGUCACUCACCUUUCAAAGCUCAGACUGCAUGUUGUUAUGCCUGCCCAGAUGACCAACUGAAGCCGCUGUUACCCAUCAACGCCAGCCAGCAGGAUUUCUGCAUGUCCUCUAAUGGGGAGAUCUCAUUGGCUGGAGAGUCAUGGAAAGAGAAUCCAUGCACAAGCUGCAUCUGCAAUAAAGGAACCAUCAGGUGCUUCUCACAAGGAUGCCCUCCAGCAUUCUGCCGCGUCCCUGUCUUGAGGAAAGGACAGUGUUGUCCUCAGUGCUUAGAUGGCACCACCACAGUCAUCCCAGUGAUACUCUCCACGCGGUCCUCGACCCUUCAGACAUCCUAUGCUGACGAACAAACCCAGAGGCUGCCUACUACUGAACCUCACACCACAGUUUCCAGUACAGACAUGAAGAUUCUUCAUGAAGACUAUCCCAUCCAGACAGAAAUGGCUUUGAUUUACCAGUCAGCUGCGUGGGUUUUGGCCGGGAUAUUACUGGCGAUUGUCAUAUUCCUCAGUUCAGCCAUUCUGAUGAACAAAAAGAAGAACGGGAUUCAAAUGCCAUGCUAUGGCGCACCCAAAAAGACAGUAAUACUGAAAAAACACGUCAACAAGAACUCGGUGGUCUAUAUGGAGCCUUCCAAUGAAGAUGCCUUCCAGAGUAUUCGAAACGGAUACACGCUCGGCUUGGCCAAAGACCUCAGCUCUCCUGGCAGGGAUAGGUACGGCAGCAAGCAAAACACCCCUCUGGAUUAGAGUGGCGUUGGGCCUAUAGCACAAUCUGCAUUGUCCUCUGUCCACUAAACACACACUGUCUUUCCAUCAAACUUUUGGUAAAAGGUUUUGGGAGAGCCUUCUUGCUGGUGGCUGCUCCCGCCAUAUUCUGUAUUUCCAAGUGCCUUGUGGGGAGAAUCAUUUGAAGUAGCACAAAGGAUGUGCCCACAGUGUUUGGCAGCUGGGUAAAGGUACCAUCAGAGCGAAGGCUGCAGCAGUUGGGAUGAAGAAGCCAGGGCUGCUAUGUCAGACAAGUUUCAAGGUGAUGCUGAGCCAAUACUCUGUAUAGCCGGACAGUCUUAAAGUGAGAUUUACACAGAAAAAAUAUUAUAAGGUUUAUUUUUUAUGUUUCAUUUUUUUAUUGUUUAAAGUGUGCUUUUGGCUGUUCUUAGUACAACUGUUCUAAAUCUGUGAAAUGUUCUGUUUGCUGCUUCAUAACAGAUGUGGCUCGAUGUUGAAGAGCUCUUAAACUUAACAUGAAAUGUAUAGACUGCUCACUUCGGGCUUAAUGUAGUAGGUGAGGGCUUUAUUAACAACUAGAGCACCCCCUGUGUUCACCGAGAGCAAUGACCUAUCAUAUCUAAUUUCUCUCUCUUCUGAAUGAAGUUCUUCUGUCACUUUAAAAUGCUGUGAACUUUUGGAUUGUUUAAGUGAGUUGGUUUAUUUCUUUAAGGAUUGAAAAGGCCAAGAAAACAAGUGCAACAAAAGAUAAGCUGUAGGCUAACAAACAAGGCCAUGGAUUCUACAGCACCGUCGUCCUUCCUGCCCUCUCAGUUUUAAAAACCCCAUGAAGAAAAUGAAAGUCUCUGUGAACUUUGCCUUUGGACUGGCAUCCUAUUGGGGGCUGCCAGGCUAGACUGCACCCUUGACUGGAUUGAGAAUGUUAGUCCUAAAUGUCUUAUUUGGUUUAACUGUUCAUAGUUGAGGUUGGUUAGAGGCUUGUUCAUAGUGUCAAAGCCUGUAAAAAGUAAGAAUACAGUUAAAGGACCUGGAAAGCAACAAUAUAAUUCAUAUUCUUCAUCUUCAUUUGAGCAAUUGGAGCAGAGCAGGUGUGAGCCUUGGGUGGGCUCCAUUUAUUGACCAGGGUGUGAUCCCCUACCUCUUCCAUUCAGAUUUGCUCUUCACAUCCCACACCCAAUUAGUCAUCAAGUGCAGCCCCAGUGGUGGUGCCAUAUGAGCAGAACCUGCAGAGCCGUAACAUCGUGCCUGCUUCACCCAAAAACGAUUGCUUGUUUAUCGGUUACUUGCUGAUCUUCAGUUGAAAAGUUCCAUCUUGUAUCGCCACACUUCCCAAGGUGCUUUUACAAAACUGGUUAAUUUAACAAUAUUUCCGUUAAAAUAUUUGUGUUUGUGAUAUGGUGAGCAUAUGACUGGAUACCUGACAUGUCAAGUAAUGAGGUUCUUUCAUGGACAUUUUUGUUAUGAUGCGAUUUCAUUAUAAGUUUAUUUUUUUAAAUUUUUUCUUGGACAUUUUUGAUACAUUUAAGGUUUGCUAAAUCUUAUUUUGACCACAUUUUAUUUGUAAAAAUGUUUUAUUAAAGAUGGUAAAAUAUGUUAACUUCUUUCCAUAACACCAUUUUGUUUUCUGUAGGCGCCAUUACUUUAGGUUUACUUUAUGGACUGCUGCUAGCUACGUUGCUAUGUGGGGCAACCAGAGUUCCCAACGGGUUAGAGGGUAUGAAGUUCAGCUCUAAGACUUUGUGGUCAUCCAAAUUCUGGAUGAAAAUCUUUAGCAGCAAGUGCAUUUUGUUUGUCAGUCUUUUAGGGACGACUUCAGGCUCUGUUACAUUACGUGACUUUCAGUUUUAUAUUUAAUUGUCAUAAUUUAGCUAGGAGGAGACAAUCGAUGGCACACUUCGAUCGUGGGUGGGCUCUGUGUGUUGACGAGAGCUGACAAGCAAUGAAUGCUCAUCUGGAGGUAUAUAAUACAACAACAAGGAAUAAGGAAUGUGGGCGUUUUGGACCUCACAAACAGAAGAGAAGCUCGUCUGUCUGAUGUCUCAUGUUUGAUGUACUUCAAAAUAAUGGGAAAAGAAAAACAGGUGUCGGGAUUGCAGCUGAACUUGGCGUACCUAGUAAUCUUGGCACAGCACUGGCUCCACAGUAUGACUGUGCUUGAAAGUUUGCACACGUGACAUCGGCUUUAGGGAUUUAUUUUCUUUCGAUUUCCAACGCCUUCAGUAGGCUUGAUGACAGGUCACUUUAGACUUUAUGGUUUCAAUCUUUGCAAGACUUUAGGCCAUGUUUCAUCUACAUUUUUGUGCAGGUUGGAGGGCCUACAUGCAGGGCUGGAUGUAGAUUAACAUCAUACCCAGGACAGAGCAAUUUCAGGUUAAGGGCCUUGCUCAAGGGCCCAAUGGAGUAGAGUCACUUUUGGCGUUUACGGUAUUUCACCUGGCAACCUUCUGAUUACUGGCGCAGAUCCAUAGCCUCAGAACCUCAGUCCAAUUCUAGUAGCCUGACUCCACUCUUGAGACCAAAGUCUUAUUCAGAAUGAGGCGAUUUAUGUGACAAUGACAUCUUCAGUGUCUGUCGGUUAGGUGUUAAAAGAUUGGAUGGAGUUGAUGCAGGACUUUCCCAGAAGACGUUAGGAGAAGUGAAAUGAUGGACACAACUAGUGUUGUGCAAAACAGAUGGUUCAGUUUUGAAAUAUGUUUUACAAAAUUGAAACUAAAACUCAUUAUUCAUUUUUUGUUAUAGGUUUAUGGAGGUGCUCAAUAAAGCAUCCCAUAAACACCUUGCACCCCUUUAGAUUCCAAACAGUUCUGUAAAAAUGGGUGCAAAUGAAAAUAAAUGGGGUAUGGGUCUUAAAAAUGUGACAGGGCUAACAACGUUUUGCUGUCAAUGUUGGGGAAUAGAGAGAAGGUGGCCUAUGAUAAGCAAAAUUGAGCUUUGCCACUGUGGUGUUGCUAAUUAAAUUCACAAAAAGUGUGUGCCAUGUGUUUAUACACAAUGUGGGGAAAAAUGGAACAAGACGUGAUAAAGUGCUGGGGUCACCUUGCAAUGCCCAUUUAUUAGAAGCAAUGCUAAUAAAAAUAAGGCGACAAAAAAAAAAAGGGAGAUGUGGAACUUGUUUGUCUUUCCAGGCUUUUUCAAAGGCAGUGCUUCUGUGGGCUGAUGUGCCUCCAAGCAGUCACGGGUCUGAGAAUGAGCACCAACGUCCAGCCAUCGUGAUGUUUAUAUAGGGGUGGGGCUUCAGUAGGGGCGGGGUGUAAUGAGGCCACUGUUCCUUCAAGGGCACCUCCUCCUCCUCCUCCUCCAUUCUCAAGCUGGUAGAUGUGCUUCAGCAUAACCCAUCCCCGUUAUGUUCUCCUGAUUUGGGCCCCCAACACACUCUCGCAUUGCACGUGCAUGAUGACAGAAGAAAAGGCUGUGGAUGAAAAGAAGACAUAGAGGACAAUAAAAGGUUUUUAAAGUUAAACUCCUUGACUCCCUGGGUCAGAGUUAUGAAUGUUUAUGAUCACAGCACACCACAGUUUGAAGGGAAGAUUUUUGGCGAGUACCCCAGUCAUUACUGGAUACCAGUGAACUGCUGUGCGAGUUGAACUUUCAAGUGAAGCUCUCAGGACUGUUCACAGCGACCGAGUCUCAGUGUCAACAAUAAACGGGAAAAAUCGUCCGGUAUCCUCAGCUUCACCAAUGGCAGCACAGAAUAGGAGAGGUGACAUGGCUGAGCUGCACCUUGGUGGUUUAGCGGUUUUCUGAUAUUCUGGCACAGCUCCAGCCUGGUCACCGCCCUAUGUAGGUUUCCUCUAGACAUUCAUUUUUACCUCCAACUUCCAAAAAACAUACAUUUUAUGAUAAUUGGUGACUUUAAACUGAGCUCUGCAGUGGGUAAGGGUGUCUCUGGCAUAGAAUGGCCUUGCACCGACCGAAGCUGGCCAUUUAAUUAACAGAUGUAGUGAGAUAGCUAAGGACUCGAGUGAAUGUAAACACCACAUCCUCAGACCUGUUUAAUCCCAUUCUGGGCCGCCAGAGGGGUUAAGCUUCACAGGCGUACUGGAAAAGGUGUGCAACAAGCUGGCAGUUUCUGUGGGGAGUGCUGUGAGAGGGGACAUGGCUUACAGACAAGUAGCAUUUGAAGAGCGUCUGGGAAUGUGCCACACCAAUGCACUUCCAGAAAAUUCCGUUUUCUGCAGGAUUGCUAAUGCUGUCUUCUGCACUGUCUUUGGGAGUUGGAACACUAACAUCACUGCUUAGUGUGACAUGGACACGGCUAAUUCAUUUAGAUGACCACAAGUCAGUCACCUAGAGGUGAUAUCAGGAUGUCCCGAGCGCCCUUCACACGACACACUCCGGGCAGCGAAGCAGCAAGCAUGCAGCUUAUCUCAAGUCGCUCAGAUAUCCCGACGGCAGCGUUGUUUGGAAAAAAAAAAAAAAAAAAAAAGAGUUUUAUAAAAUGGUGGCAUGUUGAGAUGGUCACUGGAAACUGUUUGGCUAUGAUGCAUCUUCAGCUGGUCAUUAUUUGGAAAUCUGCACUUUGGCCCCCAAGAGCUUCAGGUGAACUCUUAGACUUUACUUUUUCAUUUUUCCUUGAUGGAGGUAGCUUUGCUCAUAAGGUCGAUGUUGUUUGGUAUUAAAAAUCUUUUGUGUUUUCAUAGAUGGAGCUCAAGCGAGCCUUGUGUUCAGUGUGCCAAGUGUGCCAGUGGACAUUCACAUGAGCCACUCGUGUCUGAGAUGUUGUUAAACAGAAGUGUAAAAGUAGCCAGUUUAGAUGAUGGAUGAUACUCAUGCAUUUUAAUCGACAUGUGGUAUAGUGGUCCUUAAAAAGGAUCGAAACCCCCCCAUUUUUAGAAUGGUACAGUACCAGCAAUUUGGUUUUGUUGUUUUGGUAAUGGAAGUAAAUGGCAGUUGCACAUGAUCUGAACUCCAAGGUGCCCACUUCCUCGAUUUACAUCAAGGGGUGCCCCCGCUUUUUGCAUAUAUAAAUGCACUAGAGACUCCAAGGAGACCCACCUUUUCUUAACAAUUUCUAGAGUAGCAGGGAGGUGGACCACGGAGUCUUGCAUCUUUGUUGACUGGGGGUACAAAGUAGCUAUGGGGGUCAAGUUAAAUGGUAUUUACUUCUGUAUUGUUUUGGUACAAAUACUGAGGUCCAAAAGCUAGUAUGGACAGAAGUCAAAAUUGUAGUCAAGAUCCAACACUGCUCAGCACCUUGUGUUCAUUUUUUUGGUGGGCCUUUUCUGAGAUGCCCCCCUUGUUCAGCUCAAAAAAUUUUCUUACCCCAAAUUCCUUCUAUGAGAAUAUGGGGUGGUAGACUUUUUUGGGUGACUGCAGAAUUAUCCCAGCCGUUCUGCUUCUAAAGGGUCCACAAGCCCAGGAGAGGGGAGGCCAUUUGACCGUGUCUAAGCGGAUUAAUGUUUUCAGUUGUCAAACCCUUGUUGAAUGUUCUGCUCCAGUCUUGUACGUCGAUAAAACUGAGGAGGAUGAGGCUAACAUGAAGGCUUGUGAACUCUACUGGCCUGUCCUCCCACGUCAGGCCAGUCGCAGAUGCUUGUGUGGCUUCACCUUCAGGCAGUUUGUUCCGUUUUUCAGUGUUUUGGUCCUGGAGUUGUUAGAGGACUUUUGAGACACAGGAGAUGAAUGAAGGACAGCACACUCCUGAAAUGAGAAGAAAAACGAAAAAAAAAAUGAUAAUGUCCAUCAAACACAUUCUCAGUGAUUAUUGUGGACAAGCCAGAGAAGUUUGACUUAAGAGUUCACAGGCCCACCCCAGGCCGGGAUGUGAUGCUUGGAACAUCUCAAAGCAGCUCCAGAGUGGGCUUCAAAAAUGUACACUCUGCUGCAGACCAGCAAAGAAAGAGCUGAAAAGGGGGAGAUAGGGUAGGGAGACAGGGGGCACUGUAUUGUGGUGGGCAGGCCACCCCAGAAGAGAGCCAUAGGGUUAGGGAUUGGGAAACGUCUUUUUCCUUAGCUCUUGCUCUCUCAUUUUAGGUACCACUUACUGCUCAUUGUCCAUUUUACUGCCUCUAGGAUUGGCUUUGUUACAAUGUGCUAAAUAAGUCAUAACCUCAAAAUCAAGAGUGGUCAGUGAAAAGCAUCUGAAAUGAACUCCACGGUCAUGGGUAUUGUUUCCUUGGCAGCCCCCAAGGCGAUGGAAGAUGAUGUGUGCCAAAAUAAAUGUCAGUCUAAUGUGUUCACUCCUUUGCAAUGAUAUAAAUAAGCAUGCAGUGCAUUUCAUGUUAGCAACAGUAUUGUGUCCUAAUUAAAAACAUAUUAAACCGAUCGAUCAGUUGCCUUUCACUAUAGCACAUGAUGUUUUGUGUCAGUUUAAAAGAGGAUUGUACUUUAAUUCUUGUCCAUAGAUUGCAAGCCAUUAGUAAAAGAAAAGCAGACGUGUUGCAUUUGGCUUAGUGGCUUCUCUGAAAGUAAUGGAUUUUGAUUCAAGACCACACAUUAAUGACGGCAAAACUGAAUGGAGUCAAAUGACCAAUCAGCAAUAAGAGGUGGGGCAAGGGGUGUCAACUGCCAUGAGUGUGUUCACCCGGCACUGAAGAUGGGAAAUGAGGAGCUGAUAAGGCAGGGGAUUCACCACCGAUGUAAAUGACGUGUGGAAAGAAGGGAAAAAUAAAAAAGAUCAGCUCAUCACGGAGCGUGUGAGUGCUCCACCCCUUCUCCCUGAUUGGUCAUUUGACUAGACUCAAGUUUCGACUGCUUAAUGGCUGGUCUUGAAGCAAAAUGCAAUACACUCGGAGCAGCCGCUAACCGAAAUGCAAAACGUCCGCUUGUCAUUCAGUCCUUAACGUUUGUAUUGCAUCUAAAACAGAUACAAAAUGUCGAGCUGCUGUUAACACCAAAACAAUCCUUUAGUUGUUGUUUUUAAUUUGCCGAAGUGAAAUGCGCUCCUGCAUAUGCAUGGCGUUUCAAUAAUAGUUCACCCCAACGUUGCACUGCAUUUCAUUUUGUACGAGUGGUUUUCCAUAAAAGGCGUCCCAUCUCCUGUGUUACGUAAUGUGGCACAAGCCCACUGUAUGUGAUGAAGUGGAACGAGGCACACGAUUGCUACUCGCACUGCCCCCCCGCUGCACCCGAAUGCUUUAAGGAACUCUGAUGAAGAAACGGGCGGCCUCAAAUACAGAGCUUUUUAUUUAUUUUUCUCCACAUACUUAUACUAUUUAUUAACAUUAAGACUGCCAUUUUUAUUAGUGGAUUUGGCCAUAGUGAACAAAUGUUAAUGCCAUUGAGCCAAACUUGCUGUACAUUUGUAGUCUUUUAUUUUUUUUCUAUCACCUAUAGACUUCUGAACGUGUAUAUGAGCUUAUUUAUUUUCUCACCUGCUAAAUAUGUAAAUAAAUGUUUCAUUGAUGUUU
Messenger RNA from Erpetoichthys calabaricus (reedfish), 10230 nucleotides. Its product is annotated as cysteine-rich motor neuron 1 protein-like. Gene Ontology annotation, cellular component: extracellular region. The transcript has 13 exons. NCBI's taxonomy places the organism in Eukaryota, Metazoa, Chordata, Cladistia, Polypteriformes, Polypteridae. Bases 431 to 2902 code for a protein of 823 amino acids. The record is from RefSeq and is a predicted model, not a curated record. Gene Ontology annotation, molecular function: serine-type endopeptidase inhibitor activity; protein binding.